Aspergillus calidoustus is the source of this 1380-nucleotide messenger RNA. The record is from the annotation of a GenBank genome assembly. NCBI's taxonomy places the organism in Eukaryota, Fungi, Ascomycota, Eurotiomycetes, Eurotiales, Aspergillaceae.
AUGGGUAAUGUUUCCAAUUCAGACUUCCCCGUGUCCGUAUCGUCGCUUCAUUUCCCCUCCACCGAGCAGUUAUCUGUGUCCCAGACGCUAGCCUCCUUGCGCCGAUCCGCCCUCUCCGUUAACAACCGACUCCGUUCCAUCGAGGCCGACGCUGCCUUUGUGCGCGAGGUUGCUGAUCAUUAUGCGCUUCCCUUGGUUGCCAAUGAAAGAUGCGGGAGCUGGUAUAUCCCUCCAGAGAUCAAGACCGGCAGCGCAUAUUUCAAGAGUACCGAUGGCCAUACCGGCCAGUGGGACUUCAGUUUUCGCAGACUAAAUCUGCAGAUUCUACCAAUUGCUCGGGAGCAUGGGGGCUGUAUCAUUGUGGAUUCCACUCGCCGUGGCAAGUUGAUGCCCGAUGCCUUGUCGAAGACCAUUCCUAUUUGGUGCGCGGUUUUCAACCGAGCGUUAUUCCCUUCGGAGACUGCAUAUCAUUCCGUGGAAUUGCCGCCCAACUACCUAGGCGCGUCGGAGGAGUCGCAAAUAGAAGAAAGGAUUGACGGCUUCGUGCAUUCCCUCAAGAGCCUUAAACUUGAUCUAAAUGAUCUCAGGCAACAAUUGGGCAAGCCCAUCCGGAUCGCCUGGGCUAAUCGAACAUAUUUCCAUCCAACAGAUCUACUCAAAGGCAAAGAUUACAAUCUGUUCGUCCUAUGCUCGGCUUCAAAACGGGUCCAUGGAGCAGAAAUAUCUGAAGGUGGAUACAUUCAGGGUGCAGGCGACGAUAGCGAGGCCUGGGCCCAUGGACUCACACCCCCAGUCUUUUGGGCUCACAAACCUACUCUUCUGACACGGGCAGAGGAAGACCUUCCCGAGGUUAUUGAGAAAUUGACGCAGGAACAUCGUCAGCAGAGCUCGAGCCGCCAAGCGACUCUGAUUGCGCCGACUCGGAAUCUAUAUAUAAGCCAGGCUCAUCCUAGCUUGGUUGAUUGCGGCCUGUAUGACCUUGUCAUCGACUGCAAUGGAAAAGCAGAGACAGCGGAAGAAAACCAGAAACACCUAAGCCUCGGCUGUACACCCUCCAAACAAGGUGGCCGCGAUCUGAGAAACCAUCUAGACAAGGUUCGGACAUUCGUUAGCUCGCAGUUGGGCUCGGAUUCGUCGAAGUCUCUGCUCGUUAUGUGCGAGUCCGGAAAAGACCUCUCCGCUGGAACCCUGCUCUCAAUACUAUGUUUAUUCUAUAACGAUGCCGGCGAAUUUGUUGGACCCCGUCCAGACCAGUCUAUAAGCAAGCAGUUCAUCCGCCAGCGUCUUGCUUGGAUCGUGUCAUCAAAGCACGAUGUGAAUCCAUCCCGCAGUACUCUACAGUCGGUUAAUGCUUUUCUCAUGCAACGACCAGACUAUUAA